Aspergillus affinis is the source of this 1629-nucleotide messenger RNA. RefSeq names its product putative AMP-binding enzyme. Gene Ontology annotation, molecular function: medium-chain fatty acid-CoA ligase activity. The record is from RefSeq and is a predicted model, not a curated record. Bases 1 to 1629 code for a protein of 542 amino acids. The transcript has 5 exons. Lineage: Eukaryota; Fungi; Ascomycota; Eurotiomycetes; Eurotiales; Aspergillaceae. Gene Ontology annotation, biological process: fatty acid metabolic process.
AUGCAUCAAAGUGACAGAGUAACCUAUGCAGCCCUGGAUGCUAAGAGCAACGCCCUUGCGCGAGGCCUUGAGUCUGUCGGCGUCCGCAAAGGGCACCGUGUUGCAGUAAUGCUUGGUAAUUCUAUGGAACAUGCUAUUGCAACUUAUGCGCUGUUCAAACUUGGAGCUAUUCUCGUCCCCGUAAAUCCUUCGUUCAACUCAACUCAAGUAGUUUCGGCGUUGAACCACCUUGAUACAAGUCAUUUUAUAGUCAGCGCCGAGUCCAACCUCCCAAGAAAGCAACCACGGAGCAACAUCCCCCUCCUCAAACAUAUAAUUCAGGACCUUGAUACGGCAAAGCUGGAGUCCGAAUUGAUUCCCUCGCUCCAACAAGUCAUAUUUGUGGACAACUCCAAUGGCCGAGUCAACAGCUCCGAAUAUAAGUCUCUUACCCCCUACUCAUCGAUAAUAUCCUCUGUCACCGCCGAUAUCAGUCCCCUCCCGCCUCAGAACCUCUCGCCCCACGAUAUCGUCAACAUACAAUUCACAUCCGGCACCACUGCCAUGCCCAAAGCAGCCUGCCUCAGCCAUCGCUCUAUUCUCAACAAUGGAUCCCAGAUUGGUGACCGAAUGCGUCUGACCUCCCAGGACGUCGUCUGCUGCCCCCCACCACUCUUUCACUGCUUCGGAUCCGUCCUCGGAUACAUGGCCACCGCGACGCACGGGUCGGCUAUCGUCUUCCCCACGGAAUCAUUCAACGCAAAGGCCGCCCUAACCGCCGUGCAAGAGGAGAAAUGCACCGCCCUCUACGGCGUCCCGACCAUGUUCCUCGAGGAGCUCAAACUCCUCGAAGAUGGCGAGAUCUCAUCCGAAGGGUUCGAGUUUCUCCGCACAGGCAUCGCCGCAGGGAGUAGCAUCCCAGCCGAGCUGAUGAAGAAGCUACAUCGGGUGCUCAAUCUCACCGAGCUUACUAUCUGUUACGGCAUGACGGAGACCAGUCCAGUGUCUGCUAUGACUACGACCGAUGACCCCAUCGACAAACGCAUUUAUACAGUCGGUCGACUGAUGCCGCACGUCGAAGCUAAAAUCACCCACCCCGCCGACCCAAGCCAGAUCCUCCCCGUCAAUGUACCCGGCCAAUUAGCAGUCAGCGGAUACCUCCUGAUGAAGGAGUAUUGGAACGAUCCGCAGAAGACGUCCGAGGUGAUGAUUGCAGACGAACAAGGGAAGAUAUGGAUGUUGACAGGCGACGAAGCCACCCUCUCAGAAGACGGCUACAUCGCCAUCACAGGCCGAAUCAAAGACCUGAUCAUCCGUGGCGGCGAAAACAUCCACCCGCUGGAGGUCGAGAAUUGCCUGCUCACGUACCCCGAUGUAUUAGAUGUUUCGGUCGUGGGGAUCCCAGAUGAGCGAUACGGCGAAGCCGUGGCAGCAUUCAUCAUUCCCCGCAGUGAAAUCGACGAGGAUAGAUCCAGCGAGAUGAUUAAAAAAUGGGUCAGUGAGCGUCUAAGCAAUCAUCUAGUGCCUAAAUACGUUUUCUUCCUCUCCCCACCCGACACAUUCCCCAAAACAGCGAGCGGCAAAAUCCAGAAAUUCAAACUAAAAGAAGACGCGAUAAAAAUCUUGAAGGAGAAGAAUGCUACGAGCUGA